Molecule: messenger RNA, 489 nt
Organism: Kazachstania africana CBS 2517
Lineage: Eukaryota; Fungi; Ascomycota; Saccharomycetes; Saccharomycetales; Saccharomycetaceae
Gene: MRPL23
Product: mitochondrial 54S ribosomal protein uL13m
Exons: 1
Coding region: 1-489 (162 amino acids)
Biological process (GO): negative regulation of translation; translation
Cellular component (GO): mitochondrial large ribosomal subunit; ribosome
Molecular function (GO): structural constituent of ribosome; mRNA binding
Source: RefSeq, a predicted model, not a curated record
AUGUCUCAAAAGAUUGGUCAUACAGGUCUGGCUUUUGCAAGGCUGUGGCACCAUGUUGACUUAGCGAGGGAUACCAGAACCGUAGGUCGAUUAGCUUCAUCUAUUGCUAUUACACUAAUGGGGAAGCAUAAACCAGUCUAUCAUCCAUCCCAAGAUAUGGGUGAUUACGUAGUAGUGACUAAUUGUCAGAAAUUGAGACUUACAGGCGACAAAUUUGAAGAAAAGAUGUAUUGGUCACACACUGGAAGGCCUGGUAGUCUGAAAUUAAAGAGUGUGAACCGGAUCAUUAGUGAUCAAGGUUAUGGGGAAAUAUUGAAAAGAGCAGUGAGUGGUAUGUUACCCAAGAACAGGCUUAGAAAAACUCGAUUAGCAAGGCUCAAGGUGUUUGACGGUAGCGAACAUCCUUAUAAGCAUAAUAUUACGGCUUAUGCAUAUCAACAGCCUUCAAUUAAAAAAAAGGAGGAUAUUGGAGACAAAGGCUUCAUUUGA